Messenger RNA from Chelonus insularis, 1614 nucleotides. Its product is annotated as vesicular integral-membrane protein VIP36. Gene Ontology annotation, molecular function: D-mannose binding. The transcript is spliced from 7 exons. The coding region runs from base 191 to 1177 and encodes 328 amino acids. Gene Ontology annotation, biological process: endoplasmic reticulum to Golgi vesicle-mediated transport. The record is from RefSeq and is a predicted model, not a curated record. Gene Ontology annotation, cellular component: endoplasmic reticulum membrane; Golgi membrane; COPII-coated ER to Golgi transport vesicle. NCBI's taxonomy places the organism in Eukaryota, Metazoa, Arthropoda, Insecta, Hymenoptera, Braconidae.
GUGGCAGUUUGUGUCGUUCACUGAUUGGUAAUUCAAUAAUAUGUGCUGCUGUGCGUCAGAUGAUACAUUAUAAUAGUGACUUAACAUUAAAGCAUCUAUCGCAUUGUAAUUUAAAUUAAUAUUUUUUUCUAACGUAUACUCUCAUAUUUAUGUUUGUGAAAGUUAAAAAGCAUAAAAAAGUGAAAGAAAAAUGCGUUUCUCAUGGUAUUCUUCUGUGGUGAUUCUGGGCAUUCUGGAGGUCGUGGGAGCCGAGUCAGCUGAAUGGAACACUCGAGAUUUUAUGAAAAGAGAACAUUCCCUCAUCAGACCUUACCAAGGUAUGGGUAUGACUAUUCCUUACUGGGAUUUUACUGGUAGUACUAUAGUUACUGAAAAUUACAUUAGACUUACUCCUGAUCUCCAAAGCCAACAAGGAGCUAUUUGGAACACAGUGCCAUGCAAUGUUCGAAACUGGGAACUUCAAGUCAAUUUUAAAGUUCAUGGUAAAGGAAAAGAUCUAUAUGGCGAUGGUUUAGCAAUCUGGUAUGCUAAAGAGAAAAAGGAAAGCGGACCUGUUUUUGGAAAUAAAGAUUAUUUUCAUGGUCUAGCUGUCAUUCUGGAUACAUAUAGUAACCACAAUGGACCUCAUAAUCAUCAACAUCCUUACAUAUCUGCUAUGAUAAAUAAUGGAUCUUUGCAUUAUGAUCAUGAUAGAGAUGGAACUCAUACACAAUUAGCUGGAUGUGAAGCUAAAUUUCGUAAUCUUAAUUAUGAUACUCAUAUUGCAAUAAGAUACGAAGGAGAUACAUUAACAGUAUCAACGGAUUUGGCCAAUAAAGCUGCAUGGCAACCUUGUUUCACUGUUAAUGGAAUUAAAUUACCAACUGGAUAUCAUUUUGGUAUAUCUGCUACUACUGGCGACUUGUCUGAUAAUCAUGACAUUUUUUCAGUUCGUCUUUUUGAACUUGAAUUACCGAAUGCCGAAAGAGAUUCAGAAGAUAGGUCUAAUAUUAUCCCUUCAGCGACAUUCUUCGAGCCACCACGAGAUCAUGUAGACGAUCCAAAACCAUCAUCCCUAAGUGGAAUUAAAAUAUUUUUACUUAUGCUCGUGGCAUCACUAGUAAUAAUAGCAUGUGUUGUAAUAGGUAUAAUGUUUUACCAAAAACAUCAAGAAAAUAGCAGAAAACGAUUUUACUAGUCGAUUGCACACAAAAAUAAUGAUUUAUAAUUAAAUCGUAUGAAUAAUAUGAAUAAUAAUAUUGUAUGAAACAUGUGUGAAUUGUUGUAAGAGAUAAAUCGUUAAUGAUGUUUUUAAAAACGUGAAUAAGUUAUAAAUUAUUCCAAUUAAAUAAUUUCUUAGACUUGAUAGUCGAUAAAUUCAAAUACUUUAUAUUAUUUCCAAAUUUUCUAUUGCAAUACGAACAUGAAUUUAUCGAGGCUAAGAAAUUACUUGAAGUGGACUUUAUAUUUGUACGUGUAAAUAAUAGUAAAUAAAUUAAAAGUAAAUACUUCUCAUCAAUUAUACUGAUGAAACAUCGACUGAACUUUGUGGAUCAUCAUAAUAAACAACUGGAUAAUUUUUUUUUGGUAACUUAGAAACCUUUUAUGGAAAAACAUUUAAAAUUUUUUUAAUGU